Messenger RNA from Komagataella phaffii GS115, 1623 nucleotides. Its product is annotated as Mitochondrial lysine-tRNA synthetase. Bases 1 to 1623 code for a protein of 540 amino acids. Gene Ontology annotation, molecular function: lysine-tRNA ligase activity; tRNA binding; ATP binding. Gene Ontology annotation, cellular component: cytoplasm; mitochondrion. The record is from RefSeq and is a predicted model, not a curated record. The transcript has a single exon. Gene Ontology annotation, biological process: mitochondrial lysyl-tRNA aminoacylation. NCBI's taxonomy places the organism in Eukaryota, Fungi, Ascomycota, Pichiomycetes, Pichiales, Pichiaceae.
AUGUUUGCAAAUUUGGUUUAUAGGCGGACAUCCCUGGUUGUAACUCCUUCCAUAAGAAUCAGAUCUUACAUUUCAAUUACAACAGAAACUGAAUUUGCAAAUAGGAAAGCAAGGGUACAGGAGAAUCAUGAGUUUUACUAUCCAUUGGUGAACGAUCUACGAUACGGAAACGGGGUCCAGACGCUUAGAAUACCCGAAUUUCGGAAAAAGUUUGAAUAUUAUCAGUUUCCAAAUUCUAGCAAGAAAAUUGACACUUUGUUCUCAGUUUGUGGAAAGAUUUCCAGCAUCCGAAGAGCUGGUAAAGGAAUGAUCUUUAUGGAUAUUAUCCAAGAUUUCACCAAGUUACAGUUGGUAAUUCAUCAUAAGAUGCUGAAUUUGAAUAAGGAGGAGUUUUCCAACAUUCACAGUGAAUUCAGAAUUGGAGAUCAUGUCUCGGUAAUUGGAUUCCCAGGAAAGACAGAUGUAGGUGAACUGUCGUUAAAGGCAAACCAGAGAGUCAAACUAGCAGCUCCAGCACUACACCCGUUACCCCCAAAACUUACCGAUACAGCUAAGAUUAAUAGUCUCAGAGUGGUAGACUACCUUGUAAAUAGAAAAUCACAGGAGAUAAUCCUGGCAAGAUCCAAAAUUAUAUCAACCAUUAGAAAGUUUUUAGAAGACAGACAAUUCGUGGAGGUUUCCACCCCAAUUAUAGCCAAUUCUGGUACUGGAGCUAAUGCUACUCCUUUUGUAACCAGCAGUGAACAUAUUAAGAAUGAUAUGUUGCAACCGGAACCUCUUCAAUUAAGAGUUGCACCGGAGCUGUGGCUAAAAAAACUGAUUAUAUCUGGGUUUGAUAAAGUAUUUGAGAUUGGAAAAGUGUUUAGAAACGAAGGGAUUGACAGUACACAUAAUCCUGAGUUUUCGACUUGUGAAUUUUAUCAAACUUUUACUUCAUUAGAGGAGUUAAUGAACUUGACUACAGACCUUUUCCGUUCAAUAUCCACUGAAUUGCUGAAUGCUGAAUCAUUGAAGCUCACUCAUAUUCAAGCAAAAGCUCUUCAGCAUGAAGAGUUCGAAACGUUAGAGUUCAUUCCUGCCAUCGAAGAAGCGACUGGAAAGAAACUACCCGAGAAUCUGGGGGUUGCAGAACUUGAAAACUAUUUCAAAAGUAUAAAUUUGGAGUUUCCAAAAGUGAAGUCACCAGCUCAAUUUUUAGAUACUCUAUCGUCUGAAUAUUUGGAACCUCAAUGUGCCAAACCAACGUUUAUUUACCACCAGCCAGCAAUUCUUUCACCUCUAGCCAAAUCCACCAGUAUUAAAUAUGGUGAUCGUCAAUACGAUAUUUCCAGACGAUUUGAACUUUUCAUUAAUGGAAAUGAGUAUGUCAAUGCUUACGAAGAGGAAAAUGAUCCUUUCUCCCAGAAUGAAAAGUUCAAACUUCAAACUCGUUCCAAGGAGAAGCAUCAAGAUGAAGAGGCAUUAGUUCCUGACUACAAGUACGUCACCAUGAUGGAGUGGGGUAUGCCACCAACAGGAGGAUGGGGAAUAGGUAUAGACCGAUUGACAAUGCUACUGACUGACAGUGCCAGAGUAGAGAACGUUUUGACAUUUGGAAAAUUGAAUGAUGUCUUGAAGCAUUAG